Messenger RNA from Strigops habroptila (Kakapo), 1708 nucleotides. Its product is annotated as glutathione S-transferase-like. Gene Ontology annotation, molecular function: glutathione transferase activity. Gene Ontology annotation, biological process: xenobiotic metabolic process; glutathione metabolic process. Bases 766 to 1431 code for a protein of 221 amino acids. NCBI's taxonomy places the organism in Eukaryota, Metazoa, Chordata, Aves, Psittaciformes, Psittacidae. The record is from RefSeq and is a predicted model, not a curated record. The transcript is spliced from 7 exons.
AUUGCCAAACAAUGAAAAUAGGAAGCAACAGUUUUCUGCUGGCACAGAAGUUCCAAAUAACCAUGACUCUCGUGAAUUUCACAUUUGUACAUUGUCAGCAUGAGUCAGGAAUUUAUUUUCUAUAGAUGAGAAGCGACUAAGCAGACCUAAUUGUUUUUAUUUGUUUAAGAAAAAGGAGUGUCCUAAAAAGAACUGUUUGCAAUUCCCUUUGUAGGAGGGGCUACAGAACUAUAUAAUCUCAAGGCAAAGCUGCUGAGAGUUGAGAGUGGGUUAUACUGUGUAGAAGGUAAGCUUUCUUGCACACGUGUAAGCAAUUAGUGUAAUUGAAGCUAAGUCAGUGAAUGGGUUUUAUGGAUUACCUGCUGUACUUUACUAAUAUGGUUAUGUGCAUGGUUAUGUAAAAUUACUAAUCAACUGCUUUCUAGGUGCACAGAUUUAAGACAAAGAAACGUAGAUCUCAAGUGUGGAGUGCUUCCUCUCACCUUCUUCCUAUUUUAGAGAAAAUAUAUUAUUUAAAGGGGAAUAUGGUGGGGUUUUAGUUAUUUUCUUUUUGCUGCUGUUAAUGCUUCAGCUUUAUUGUUGACAUGAUGUUAAUAACUGUGAAACUAGUACAAAUUAGGCACUGUCUACAUGUAUGCUGCUGAUAUGCACGCACUGAUUCUGACCAGGGGGGCACGACAGCCUGUCUAGAAACUGUUGUUGCUUUAAAUUCCAGCAGAGUUGGAACUGACCAAGCAGACAGUAGGAAAUCAGGCACGUGGAAGCAUGUCUGGGAAGCCCAAGCUGCACUACUUCAAUGGACGAGGCCGAAUGGAAUCAAUACGGUGGCUACUAGCAGCAGCUGGGGUUGAGUUUGAAGAAUGUUUUCUGGAAACAAAGGAUGAUCUGACAAAGUUACGGAAGGAUGGAUCCCUGCUAUUUCAGCAAGUGCCCUUGGUGGAGAUCGAUGGAAUGAAGAUGGUGCAGACAAGAGCCAUUGGCAACUACAUAGCAGCAAAGUACAACCUCUACGGGAAGGACCUGAAGGAGAGAGCCCUAAUCGAUAUGUAUGUGGAAGGAAUAGCAGAUCUGAAUGAGUUACUGAUGAUGCAUGUUUCCCAACCAGCGGAUAAAAAGCAAGAAUAUUUUGCUAAUCUUGUGGACAAGGCCACAAACAGGUACUUCCCAGUCUAUGAGAAGGUUUUGAAAGACCAUGGACAGGACUUUCUUGUGGGCAAUCAGCUUAGCAGGGCAGAUGUGCAGUUACUUGAAAUCCUUUUAAUGGCAGAAGAGUGCAAGCCUGAUAUCCUUGCCAAGUUUCCUCUCUUGCAGAGUUUUAAAGCAAGAAUAAGCAAUAUCCCCACAAUAAAGAAAUUCCUGCAGCCUGGCAGCCAGAGGAAACCACCACUACAAGAAAAAGAUCUGCCAAGCGUGAUGAAAAUUUUCCAAUGAGCAACAACCUUAACCCACAGAAACUCUUGUUUCAUAGUCGUUCUGUUUGCUGACAAAAUUAAUGGUGAAAAUAAUGAAAAUGGUGAACAGGUUUUUGAUCUCUCUUUCUGUAACUAUAGGACUGGUUUUAGCCUUCUGCAAAUACUUCCAAAUUAAAUCUACACAAGCAUACCAGCAAACAAAAUAGCUCACUGCAUUGGGGGGUGUACACUGGACAAUACAGAAUGUCUUAAAUUACUUAAUAUCUGAAAUAAAGUCUUACGAUUGACACACAAAA